Messenger RNA from Macaca mulatta (Rhesus monkey), 3504 nucleotides. RefSeq names its product WAP, follistatin/kazal, immunoglobulin, kunitz and netrin domain containing 1 (gene WFIKKN1). Gene Ontology annotation, biological process: transforming growth factor beta receptor signaling pathway. The record is from RefSeq and is a predicted model, not a curated record. Gene Ontology annotation, cellular component: extracellular region. NCBI's taxonomy places the organism in Eukaryota, Metazoa, Chordata, Mammalia, Primates, Cercopithecidae. Gene Ontology annotation, molecular function: serine-type endopeptidase inhibitor activity; transforming growth factor beta binding; receptor antagonist activity.
GCCGAGCUGCGGCAUUUAGCUGGGUUUGCCUCAAGAAAAAGUGAGGGCUGCAGCUGGGCUGGAGCGGCUGGGCCUGGUCAUGGCCAUUCUCCGCUUCCCAGUGGACGGGAUCCCAGCUGGGCUGUACCGAGCCCUCGCUCACGGCCCAUGGCAGCAGAUGGCCUGGGUGAACUGUCCCCAACAGCAGCAGGACCCCAGAGGGCCAGGCCCUCCAGUCAGCCCCCUCAGCAGAGAGCAGCCUGCACGCUGGACCAAUCUGGGUUGCCUGCCAUGCCUGGCCCAGGGCUGUGUGGACACCCCGGAGGUGUGUCCAGUUGUUACAGGGACCACAGCCUCAGGCUCAGGUGCCUCCCUCUGCUGUCUCUUGGGCUCAUCCAGGCCUUAAGCCCCUCCAUGGCAGCUCCAGCCCAGCCGCCUACAGCUGGGUCAGGCCUAGCUACCCCACCCCCGUCCCCUUGUAGAGCAGGGACUGUGGCGCCUGGAGGCAUCUCUGGGUCUCAUUCUGACCAGACCACGUUCCUGUUACCCUGCCUCCCGGGUCAGAGGUCAGACACAGGGUCAGGGGGACCCUCCCUGAGGCCCCAGACUUCUGGAGCCACAGAGGGUUUGGAAGGGUAGAUUCCAGGCAGACCUUUGUCCUGCACCAGCCAGGCCAGCCCCCUGCCCUCCCGGACGAGGAGGAGCCAGCCCGGGGAUGUAUGCCCCGCUGAUGGGGGCCUGGGGCAGGGCAAGGCUCUGGUGCCCCAGGACACUUGCUCUCUCCAGCUGCAGACGCCCUUACACUUGGCCUUCCCUCGCGCGGCGCCAUCCACGCAGAGCCACGUCCAGGGCUGCGCAGUGCGUGGGCCGAGGCUCCGGCGUCAGCGUGUGGGGCUGUUCUUAUGUUUGUGGGCGGCCACAGGCCUCUUCCUGCUGCACCUGCCCCGCCUUGGGGACGGGCCUGAGCCCCAAGCCCGCAGCCUGGUUUCAGGGAUGGGGUCUCUGGGAAUGCAGUCCUGCCGGGUUGGGCCCCACCCCACCAGGGGCAGCAGAGCAGAGAAGACUGGGCUGUGCUGGGCGUCCUGCAGGCCCCUGUGCCCCUACAACAGCCGUGGAACGGGAAGGAACCUCAAAGGAGCAGAGUGAAGCCCUCGGCCCAACCCGGACACACGUGACCGUUGCCAGCCUGGACCUGACCUGAGGGACCCAGGCUGUGAUCAGCCACACUCCGCAGGGAGGGCCUGUGCCUGCCACCCCACGGCAUGGGAGCCUGGGGUCUAGAGGGCGUCAGGGACAAAAGCUGGGAUCUGCUGGCCCUGCCCCCACCCUCCUGAGGGUCGUCAAGGAGACUGAUCUCAGCCCAGGGGUGGAGGAGGGGGUUCGGGUUACAGGGUCCCCUCCCCUCCCCCUCUCCAGCCAGAGCCAGCCCUCCUCCGCCCCCGGUGACCCUCAUGGCCAGUGGCUCUGUGCUCCUGGGCCUCUGGCCCCUCCCUAACCUCCUCCCCUCUGCCCUGUGCUGACCAGGGCCGGGGAGCCCCCGCACGGUUCAGACAGAGGGGCCAGGCUGAAGCUGGAGAGGAACCAGCGUCACACAGACGGCCUCUGAGAACUUGGAGACCCUGUAACCCACCCAGCAGGGGCGUCAGGACAAGCAUCUGCUGCAAGCUUUGGCCUCAGGGGUGAAAGGGAGCCUCGGGGUUCUGGUGGGGGCGCCAACCACAGGCCCGGAGGGUGGAUGCCUGCAGGAAGCUGGGCUCAGUGGAGCCCGAAGAGGGGCUGGUGGCCACACCCCCCAGCCCCCUGGCUCAGCGGCCCCCAUGCCUGCCUCACGGCCACUCCUGCCGCUUCUGCUCCUCCUCCGGCUGACCUCGGGGGCCGGCUUGCUGCCAGGGCCAGAGAGCCACCCAGGCGUGUGCCCCAACCAGCUCAGCCCCAACCUGUGGGUGGACGCCCAGAGCACCUGUGAGCGUGAGUGUAGCGGGGACCAGGACUGUGCAACUGCUGAGAAGUGCUGCACCAACGUGUGUGGACUGCAGAGCUGCGUGGCAGCACGCUUCCCCGACAGCCCAGCCGCACCCACAACAGCGGCCUCCUGCGAGGGCUUUGCAUGCCCACAGCAGGGCUCUGACUGCGACAUCUGGGAUGGGCAGCCCGUGUGCCGCUGCCGUGACCGCUGUGAGAAGGAGCCCAGCUUCACCUGCGCCUCGGACGGCCUCACCUAUUACAACCGCUGCUACAUGGACGCCGAGGCCUGCCUUCGGGGCCUGCACCUCCACAUCGUGCCCUGCAAACACGUGCUCAGCUGGCCCCCCAGCAGCCCGGGUCCGCCGGAGACCACUGCCCGCCCCACACCUGGGGCCGCGCCCAUGCCUCCGGCCCUGUACAGCAGCCCCUCCCCACAGGCGGUGCAGGUCGGGGGUACGGCCAGCCUCCACUGCGACGUCAGCGGCCGCCCGCCGCCUGCCGUGACCUGGGAGAAGCAGAGUCACCAGCGGGAGAACCUGAUCAUGCGCCCUGAUCAGAUGUAUGGCAACGUAGUGGUCACCAGCAUCGGGCAGCUGGUGCUCUACAACGCGCGGCUGGAAGACGCCGGCCUGUACACCUGCACCGCGCGCAAUGCGGCUGGCCUGCUGCGGGCUGACUUCCCACUCUCUGUGGUCCAGCGAGAGCCGGCCAGGGACAGAGCCCCCAGCAUCCCAGCCCCCGCCGAGUGCCUGCCGGAUGUGCAGGCCUGCACGGGCCCCACCUCCCCACACCUUGUCCUCUGGCACUUUGACCCACAGCGGGGCAGGUGCAUGACCUUCCCGGCCCGUGGCUGUGACGGGGCGGCCCGGGGCUUCGAGACUUACGAGGCAUGCCAGCAGGCCUGUGCCCGUGGCCCGGGCGACGCCUGCGUGCUGCCUGCCGUGCAGGGCCCCUGCCAAGGCUGGGAGCCGCGCUGGGCCUACAGCCCGCUGCUGCAGCAGUGUCAUCCCUUCGUGUACGGUGGCUGUGAGGGCAACGGCAACAACUUCCACAGCCGUGAGAGCUGCGAGGAUGCCUGCCCCGUGCCCCGCACGCCGCCCUGCCGCGCCUGCCGCCUCCGGAGCAAGCUGGCGCUGAGCCUGUGCCGCAGCGACUUCGCCAUCGUGGGCCGGCUCACGGAGGUGCUAGAGGAGCCCGAGGCUGCCGGCGGCAUCGCCCGCGUGGCGCUCGAGGAUGUGCUCAAGGAUGACAAGAUGGGCCUCAAGUUCUUGGGCACCAAGUACCUAGAGGUGACGCUGAGUGGCAUGGACUGGGCCUGCCCCUGCCCCAACAUGACGGCGGGCGACGGGCCUCUGGUCAUCAUGGGCGAGGUGCGCGAUGGUGUGGCCGUGCUGGACGCCAGCAGCUACGUCCGCGCCGCCAGCGAGAAGCGCGUCAAGAAAAUCUUGGAGCUGCUGGAGAAGCAGGCCUGCGAGCUGCUCAACCGCUUCCAGGACUAGCCCCCACGGGCGGCCUCCGCCGCCCCGUCCUGCUGAAUAAACGCGCUCACUGUGCCCCAGA